AUGGUGGCUGAUGUUGACGUUGGCGGUCCGCUUGGCCAUGGCUCGCUCGGCGCUCUGGAGCCGUGGCCUCUGCUGGCCAACGUCCGCGACGCUCGCAGCCUCGAUUUCCAGAUGGAGCCCCCGUCACCACCGAUCCCGCAGCUCUGCCAUGACACCAUGUGCACGAUACACCGACACAACCAGGCCGCCACAUUAGCCAACGGCGGGCUGUCCAGUUUCUCAUCGGCACCAGGUGGUGGUCGAGCGUCCUCGCAACCGUCGCCUCUGCCGUCGCCGCCCUCAUCUCAGAUCUCGUUGGACGAGGACCCGUUGAAACUCGAUGACCACCCUUUGCCACCGACUACGGCCUUUUCGUUCCAGCCCUCAUCGCCCCCGGCGCAGUUUGACUUUCUCCCCCCGGCGUCGCAGCAGGCGCCGCGCGCUAGACCGCUGUCGAAACGGUGCCGGGCCCGCAGCGACGUCGACGGCCCCCACACGGCCGAGCUCAGCUGCAAGAAGCGGCGACUGCGGACGCAGCUCAUCACGAGCCGGCUGUCGCAGCCCUUUUCGCAGCCGGCGACGCACAUCAUCAACCGCGACGCCGUCGCUGCGGGCGACAAGCGUUUCAUCAAGCUCGCCGCCUCGGCCAACGCCAACAAGCGCUGUCCCAGCACGCAGAGCUCCAUCGUGCGCCGCGCCGCCGUCAUGAACCGGGUCCGGCUGCGCCUGCGCGGCGAGGUCGUGUCGGAGCGGAGCAACGUCUUCAUGGCCGGCACGGCGACGACGACGACGGCGGCGGCGCAGGCGGCCUGGAUGCAGCGCGAGCAGCAGGCCGGCACGGGUGGGCGGUUCCUCGCCGUGUCGGUGCCUGGAGCGGCGCAGCCGGGCGCGAGGCCACCUGCCAACAGGAUCAUCAUGAUCAGGGCGGGCGGUGGCGGGGGCCAUGAUGCGUCGUCGGCGCACGGGCAGAUGCGGACGCCGAUUCCGUCGGCGUUGCGCGCGGUCGACACGCUCGUCGGACGAGGCACCGUGGUGCCGGCGGCGAGACAAUGUCGCUCGCCUGUGCUGGGGCCCACGGACGCCAGUGCCGAGGAGGUGGGCGAGGACGAGGAGAUGGCGUUCCCCGAAGACAUGGGGCGGUACGGCUCGGCCGAUGACGACGACGACGAGGAUACCGGCGAUGUAUAUUCUGACUUUGGGGCCAUCUUUGGCGGGCCGAGAGAGGGGGACUUCUCGGACGACGACGAGCACUCGUACGAGGAGUGCCUGGACGAGCUGGACGGCAUAUCGUGGGUUGGGCGAUGA
Verticillium nonalfalfae is the source of this 1284-nucleotide messenger RNA. RefSeq lists its product as uncharacterized. The record is from RefSeq and is a predicted model, not a curated record. NCBI's taxonomy places the organism in Eukaryota, Fungi, Ascomycota, Sordariomycetes, Glomerellales, Plectosphaerellaceae. The coding region runs from base 1 to 1284 and encodes 427 amino acids. The transcript has a single exon.